This is a messenger RNA of Conger conger (European conger), 4253 nucleotides long. RefSeq names its product prostaglandin G/H synthase 1-like. Gene Ontology annotation, molecular function: oxidoreductase activity, acting on single donors with incorporation of molecular oxygen, incorporation of two atoms of oxygen; prostaglandin-endoperoxide synthase activity; heme binding. Gene Ontology annotation, biological process: cyclooxygenase pathway; response to oxidative stress; regulation of G protein-coupled receptor signaling pathway. The transcript has 15 exons. The record is from RefSeq and is a predicted model, not a curated record. Bases 52 to 2880 code for a protein of 942 amino acids. NCBI's taxonomy places the organism in Eukaryota, Metazoa, Chordata, Actinopteri, Anguilliformes, Congridae. Gene Ontology annotation, cellular component: cytoplasm; neuron projection.
CACGGAAAUACAGUAUGUAUUUGUACAAGAGUUUAGUUUCUUUUCAAUUAUAUGCUUAGUAGGAAGAGAGGGGUACGUCUGCAGGACGACUUUGCACGUCUAUCUUUUCAACGGUGGUUUACAACGAAAAUGUCCUCGCCUGCAUGGUUUUUUGCACUUUUUCUGCUGCUACGGGGACAGUUCUGCUGCGGAAACGAUAAAAGCAGUCCAAUAACAAUAAAUCCCUGCUGCCACUACCCUUGUGAGAACUGGGGGGUGUGUUUGAGAAUUGGCCUGGACAGAUAUGAAUGUGACUGCACUGGCACUGGUUACUAUGGAGAAAAUUGCACUACACCUGAGUUCUGGUCCAGAAUUCAGGACACCCUGAGGCCUGACCCAGAUGUGAUGAAUUAUAUACUGACCCACUUCCAGUGGCUAUGGAACAUCAUCAACGCGACCAGACUGCGUGACUGGCUCAUGGGUGUGGUCCUGACUGCGAGAUCAGACCUGAUCCCCAACCCUCCAACCUACAACAGCAAGUAUGGCUACCUGAACUGGGAGGCGUACUCCAACAUCACCUACUACACCCGGAUUCUGCCCCCUGUCCCUGAGGACUGUCCAAGACCUUUGGGGGUUCAUGGAAAGCCUGAGCUUCCAGAUGCAGACGAGCUGGUGAAUAAGCUUGUGCUGAGGAGGAGGUUCCGCCCAGAGCCUCAGGGAUCCAACCUGAUGUUUGCCUUCUUUGCCCAACAUUUCACGCACCAGUUUUUCAAAACUGACCACAAGCUCGGACCAGGCUUCACCUUGGCUCUGGGACAUGGCGUUGAUGCUGCACAUAUUUAUGGAUAUAGUCUGGAACGGCAGUUAAACCUCAGGCUUCUCAGAGAUGGAAAGCUUAAGUACCAGGUGAUCGACGGAGAGGCUUACCCUCCGACAGUAGCCGACGCAGAUGUGUCCAUGAUCUAUCCCCCGGGCACCCCAGAAGAGCAGCGUCUGGCGAUAGGCGAGGACCGGUUCGGGCUGCUGCCAGGCCUCACCAUGUACGCCACCCUGUGGCUGCGGGAGCACAACCGCGUCUGUGACGUCCUGAAGGCGGAGCACCCCACCUGGGACGACGAGCGGCUCUUUCAGACCACUCGCCUGAUCAUCAUCGGCGAGGUCAUCCGGAUCGUUAUUGAGGACUACGUCCAGCACCUGAGCGGAUAUAACUUCAAGCUGAAGUUCGACCCCACUCUCAUGCAUGGCAGCACCUUCCAGUACGGAAACCGAAUCGCCAUGGAGUUCGCCCAACUCUACCACUGGCACCCACUGAUGCCCGACAGCUUUUUGAUUGACGGCGAUGAGAUCAACUACACCAACUUCAUGUUCAACACCUCGGUCCUGCUCCACUACGGUUUGGACAAGCUUAUACAUGGAUUUACACGGCAGCAUGCUGGUCAGAUAGGGGGCGGUUAUAACAUGAAUGCAGCUGUGGGGAAAGUGGCGGUGAACACCAUUAAGGAGUCCAGACACGCUCGUUUGCGCCCCUUCAACCAAUACAGGAGGAGGUUCCACCUGAGACCGUACACAUCCUUCAAAGAGUUCUCAGAUGAUGAGGAAAUGGUCAAGACUCUGGAGGAGAUGUAUGGCCACAUUGAUGCCCUGGAGUUCUACCCUGGCCUGCUGCUGGAGAAGACGAGGCCUGGUGCCAUAUUUGGGCAGAGCAUGGUUGAGAUGGGCGCACCGUUCUCCCUGAAAGGACUCAUGGGAAACGUUAUCUGUGCGCCGCACUACUGGAAGCCCAGCACGUUCGGCGGCCAAACGGGGUUCAACAUCGUCAAAUCCGCCACACUGGAGAAGCUGGUCUGCCUCAACACAAAGAGUUGUCCGUACGUUGCGUUCAAGGUUCCCCCUGCUGAUUUUGAUGAGCAGAAGCAUAGAAGAACACCUUCCUCUGAGCUUUACUGCCGCGGUUGCUUGCAGAGACGGCGUUCUCUCCGCUGGGUGACCAUGACGACGCUGGAUGACAAGCUGCUCGGGGAGAAGCUGCAGUACUACUGCAGUAGCAGCGAAGACGAGGACAGCGAUAAAGAGGAAGAGGAAGGGGCGGAGAAGACCAUUCGCAACCCUGUGGUCCUGGAAGAGGUUGAGUACAGCCAGGAUGGCAGUGCCAUAAACACAGGGCCCAAGGGCGUGAUCAAUGACUGGAGGAAGUACAAGCAGCUGGAGACGGAGCAGAAGCAGGAGCAGAAGAUGGAGAUGGAGCGGCUGAUCAAGAAGCUCUCCAUGACCUGCCGCUCACACCUGGACGAGGAGCGCGACAAGGAGAAGCAGAAGGAGCUGCAGGAGAAGAUCAACGGGAAGAUGACCUUGCAGGAGUACAACAUGCUGCAGCAGGACGAGGACGACGAGGACUUCCUGGAGCAGUACCGCAGGCAGCGCAUCGACGAGAUGCGGCGGCAGCUCUACAGCGGCAAGCGCUUCGAGCGCGUGUUCGAGCUCUCCAGCGGCGAGGACUUCCUGGAGGCGGUGGACCAGGAGGGCAAAGGCACGCUGGUGAUGAUCCACAUCUACGAGGGCGAGGUGCCGGCCUGCCAGGCCAUGAGCGGCUGCCUGCUGUGCCUGGCGCAGGAGUACCCGCUGGUGAAGUUCUGCCGCGUGCGCAGCUCCGUCAUCGGCACCAGCGCCCUGUUCACGGGCAACGCCCUGCCGGCGCUGCUGGUGUACAAGAGCGGCGACCUCAUCGGCAACUUCGUGCGCAUCACCGACCAGCUGGGCGAGGACUUCUUCGCCGUGGACCUGGAGGCCCUGCUGCAGGAGUACGGCCUGCUGCCCGACAAGAGCGCCGCCCUGCCCACCUCCGUGCGCAACGCCGCCAUCGCGCAGCUGAGCGAGGACGACAGCGACCUGGACAUCGACUAGCGCACAGACGGAGUAAACGACAAAAGAGAAACUUCUAUAGGUAGAUACAUGCACAAUGCCCCCCCCCCUUUGUUUAUUCGUACUUCUAGCCCUGCAGUUCCCGCGCUCCCGUCCAACGGAGGCCUUCUGAACGCGGGUGUGCACUGGAGAGGGGUCCUUCUGUAGACGUGUGGUUGUGUUAGUACUUCUGUUUGUGUUCCUCAGAGUAGGGCUAACCCCCCCCCCCCCACACACACACCCCUGCAUAAUGAAAUGCCCAUGGACCCGGAUCCACGAACCGCGUGAACGACAGAAGCGGCUACGGUCAGUAACUCUGAAGAUGUGGCCCAUUUCAACACAAGGGCUCCAGUACCCGGCAGGCUCUGCAAGAUGUGACAAUUUCCACCAAUGUUGUGUACAUUUUCAUGCAGCAUCAAGGCUCUGACCAGGGAACUGUGGCUUCUUUCUUGUGGUUUAACAGUUUAAUUUCAAUGCAGACCAUUGUCCAUGCAGUCCUGAGCCUGGCGUCCCCAGCAACGGUUAAUUAAAGCAGUUACUCUUAAAAAUUUAAGGUCUGAAGUGAAUUCUUCAAAUAAUUCAUGACACAAAUGCAGAAGUGUAGACUAUGUCAUUCCUGUUUGGGAGGAGGAGGCAGAAGGAGACCAAGCUGACGCAAUGUCAGUGUUGGCAUUACCUGUCAUUUCAUCACACCCAAGUGGACCCUUAUAAAGUUAUUAGCAAAAAUGAGUGAACACAGCUUAAUUUCUGCGUUAAGAACAUGGUUUGCUUAUUAAUUGCAAUUUGUAAGUAUACUAAUGCAUACUCUUGGUUGAACAUUGCAUGCUGAGAGCAAUAAUCAUAUCAUGCGAGGCACUCUGCCUACGAUGAUACAGGGUGUGAUCAGAAAUGGUUGUUGGAUUUAGCCAACUUUGGAUUUCAAUAACGUUUGACCACCAGAUGGACAGAUUUUCAGGUUUGGUGGUGAAAUUGGGAACAGGUAUGUUUUGUACUUGAGUAAAUGGACUUUCUAUCUAGAAUGGAGUUUCUGUAAUGUGGCUCGUGACCCAUUCUAGCUUCUUUCACAAUUUAACACUCAUUUCGAUCCACCUGAAAAUUACUUUUUGUUGGACUCCUGUACUCCCGGUAGAAGUUGCUGAGAAUGAAUUGGUGAAUUUGUUGUACUUUAUAUGCAUACAUUCCACUGUAUAAUGUGUUUGCAAUAUUUAAUUUAUUAUCAAAGAGGAAUGUUAUAAAUCUUAGCCUGCAUGUGUAAUGAAAUGAUAAAGAACUCUUAGAAACAAGAUGGCAUCCUAUAUACAGGGAUAUUUUCCUAGUUUUUUACCUUUUGUAUGUUUACCAGUUGGAAAAAAUGCCAAUAAAUUAUAUCCAUUUAA